This is a messenger RNA of Gaeumannomyces tritici R3-111a-1, 1296 nucleotides long. RefSeq lists its product as hypothetical. The transcript has 2 exons. The coding region runs from base 136 to 1047 and encodes 303 amino acids. The record is from RefSeq and is a predicted model, not a curated record. NCBI's taxonomy places the organism in Eukaryota, Fungi, Ascomycota, Sordariomycetes, Magnaporthales, Magnaporthaceae.
UGCUUACCGGUGGUCUUUUUUUUCCCUUUGACCCUCGAUCAGAGGAUGUGAACAACGGUCGAAAAGCUUGGUUUAUGUCGAGCAGAAAGACAGCGCAAGCCUCGUCCCUUAACCCCUGAGCAAGACAUCAGCAUUAUGCAGCACGACAGGACCCCUCUCCCGCAGCAGCCAGACCAUGCAGGGCUCGAGUACAUAGACCACGGCGGCCUCGAGGUCGCCGAGCGCGCCGACGCACCGGAGGUCUUGCCAGUCUAUCCCACCCACGCUACAAACAACAACAGCAGCAGCAAUAACAACACCCCUCCCGUCUUCGGCUACCCACCCGGCCAUGGCCCGGCAAACGCACAUUGGGAUCAGAGGAGCGUCUCUGGGAAUACGUACUCGACCAGCCCUCCGCCAAGCUCGUUCGCCUACCCGCCACUCCUCGCGAAUUCUGGUGGCGGCAAAGCGAGCUGCGACUUGAAGGAAGCGGCGGUCAGUCCGCCGCCGCCGCCGCCAAGGAAGCUCGUUUGCGGGAUAAAUAAAUCCCUGUUUUUCAUUCUCAUGGCCAUUGCCGGAUUUAUCCUCGUGCUGGCCACCGCAUUGGGGGUAGGACUCGGUCUUGGCCUUCGCCAGCCCAGCUCUGCCAACGCACCAGCCAGUCCCGCCAGCACGUCGUCCCGCACGGCGGCCCCGACAAGGACGACUUACCCGACCCCGAGGGCGACGGUGGCCAUCGCGCCGAACCUCGCCAUCGAGUGCCCGGGCAACAACGAGACGCUCUACCAGUCGCAGGAGGGUGGGGACGGCGGUGGCCGCAAGUUCCUCCUCCUCUGCGACCGCGACUACAGCAGCGCCAGUAGUAACGCCGUCGACCUCUUCAGCAAGGUGACGUACAGCUUCGCCGAGUGCAUCGACACGUGCGCCGCCAACGCGGCCUGCAAGGCCGUCGGCUGGGGCACCUUCAACGGCAAGCCCACCUGCUGGCUCAAGAGCGAGAUCGUGAACCCUCACCCGGCCGCGGGGUGGUACUUUGCGGUCGGGGAGGAGGUACUGCGCAGUGCGUAGCAGAGGAAGAGAAGCCAGCUGUGACCAGGAUGUGGGCGCUCUUGUACGCGGAUGCUGCAUUACGGUUUUGUAAUAAGAGGAUGAUGUGUUGAUAUUUAUUCAAACCGGCCGGUAUUGAGCAAUCCCAACCUGGGCCCGGAGCGGUCAGAGGCAACCACCCAAAACCAUCUAUCUAUUCACCAUCUGCCACCCUGCACAAUGAACAAAAAAAAGUAACACUCGCCGUGCAGGUCCAUCACUUCCUCAGCU